Molecule: messenger RNA, 1151 nt
Organism: Chironomus riparius
Lineage: Eukaryota; Metazoa; Arthropoda; Insecta; Diptera; Chironomidae
Source: the annotation of a GenBank genome assembly
AAAAUACUUAAAACAAGUAGACAUCCUUGACAUUAUAUCUAAUGAUAUAGCAGCAUAUGAAAGUUUACCGGAUGACGCAAUCAAUACUAAUUUACAAAAGAUUGAAGUGGACUAGAAAGUUUGCUAUAAUGUAUUGUUUGUUUCUUUAUAUUCCUUUAAUCGAUAGUAAAGUUUCGAAGAACUUUCAAUUUCCUAUCAGUUCUUAUACCUGCAUUCAUUUGUUUCUCAAAAUAUGAUAAAGGAAUUAAAGUGAAACUUAUUCGAUGACUCAUGAAGAAUGAACUGGUACGACGCAUUAAUCUAUGUUGAUAAGAUUUUAUCAGCCUUGUAAACAUUUAUAAAAGCACUUAUCAGUCAUAAAAUUGCGAUAAAUGAUAAGAAAGUGUUAUUUCAAUUAUUUAUGAAAAACAAGUCAGUUUAGUUAUAUUUCAUACGUGACCAAAGUUAAAUCGUAAAAAUAAGAGUUUAAAAAAUGAAAGACGACAAAAUUCUUUUAAUUCCAUCAGAAGAGAGUUACAAACAUCAUCACCAUCAUUUGCGAAAGAGAUUUUGCUUAAUUGGAGCCGUGUUUGUAGGAACAAUAUUUAUCUCAUGUAUAAUCAUUUUGGAAUUCAUCAGAAAAGUAGCUUGAUUCAUGGCAACAACAUUAUAAAUAGUUCAAUAAUCAUCAACAUCAUAGUAGAUGGCGGUAAUCGAAAUAGAAGUUUAAUUGAUGAACUUAUGGAUGAUAGUGACAGUGACUAUGAUAUACAGGACAAUGAGAAUAAACCUGAAACUGAUAUAUUUAGAGGACCUCUUAGAGUCGAGCAUAUUGAUCAAAUUCCCAUUCUUAGGGAUAUGUUUGAAAUGAAAACUACUAUGGGACCAGAACCUGAAAUUAUUGCAACAACUGAUACUGAUUCAUAUUAGGCUCAACUGUAAAACCUUAGAUUUGAAAUUUUGCUCAAUUAAUUUUUCUCAAUUUGUUAUAUGAUUUGUAGUUAAAUGAGAAUCUAUUGGAAUCUAUUAUUAUCAAUUAUCUCUUAUUAUCCUAACCACCGCCUCUACAUACGUGUAUUGACUAAUAAAAUUACAAGUCUUAUUAAACUUCAAUCAAUUGUGUUUUCUUGAUCAAAGCUUUUUGACUUUCUUUGCACCAACAUUUUUUUAUC